AUGUACAUUCCAAAGAAAUACCUAGAAGAAGAUUGGGAAUUCCAAGAAAAGAUUAUUAAAGAAUAUCCACUUGCUACAGUAAUUACUACUGGACCGGAAGGUAUUCAGGCUAAUCAUAUCCCAUUCUUCUUGCAUAUUGAUGAAUCAACUGGUAAGAAGUAUCUCCAUGCACAUGCGGCUAAGAAGAAUCCUCAAAUUCCAGCAUUAACAGAAGGUAAAGAGGUUUUGAUUAUUUUUAAAUCCACUGAUUCUUAUAUUGCUCCAGAAUAUUAUCCAGGGAAGCAAAUCGAUCAUAAACGUGUACCAACAUGGGAUUUUGCCGCAGUUCAUAUUUAUGGGAAAUCUAAAAUCAUAGAUGAUGCACAAUGGGUGAGAAAGCAACUUGAUAAUUUUACUCAUCAAAAUGAAAAAUCUAGAGAAAACCCUUGGAAAGUAUCUGACGCCCCAGAAAAAUAUGUUACUCUUCUUCAAAAAGCCAUUUGCGGAGUGGAAAUUGAAAUUGAAAGAAUUGAAUGUAAGUAUAAAUUUGAACAAAAGGAAAUUAAACAAGAUAUUGACGGGGUUACCGAAGGUCUUGCUAAGGAUGGCAUUCAUGAAAUGUCAAAAUUGGUGAAAGAUACAAAUGCUAGAUGGGACAAGAAAUAA
Messenger RNA from [Candida] anglica, 645 nucleotides. The record is from the annotation of a GenBank genome assembly. NCBI's taxonomy places the organism in Eukaryota, Fungi, Ascomycota, Pichiomycetes, Serinales, Debaryomycetaceae.